Messenger RNA from Tribolium madens (black flour beetle), 2270 nucleotides. Its product is annotated as nose resistant to fluoxetine protein 6-like. NCBI's taxonomy places the organism in Eukaryota, Metazoa, Arthropoda, Insecta, Coleoptera, Tenebrionidae. The record is from RefSeq and is a predicted model, not a curated record. Gene Ontology annotation, molecular function: acyltransferase activity, transferring groups other than amino-acyl groups. The transcript is spliced from 12 exons. The coding region runs from base 44 to 2191 and encodes 715 amino acids.
ACUUUAAAUCUCCGUUUCAGUCCAAGAUCGAUCACGAGCCACAAUGAGUCGUUUUCGAAAAAAAAUUUUUGCACUACUUUUUGUAGGAUUUUUGAGUUUUGUUGGUGCUAGUGAUGACAAUGUGAUGAAGAUUCUGCAGCGCCAGAGUGGCCAACCGUUGCUCAAAUACAACACUGCGAAAGAAGAAGCAAAAAACAUGACCGGUGAUGACGCAACCGGCUACGAAUCCUUCGUCGCCUACGACCUCCAGAUCCUCAUCGACACCCUCGAGGUCCUAAACGACACCCAAUGCUCCCGCGACGCCAUGACCGUCAUGGAGGGCAUCGCCAAAAGGGCCCUCUGGGCCUUACAAAUGUUCGACGCUUCAUCGAAAUUUCCGGUGGGUCUCCUCCACGGUAAUUUCUACCAAUUAGGAAAUUUCGACGAAUGCAUCAAAGUUGGCCAUAACAGCCCGAUCCGAGGUCAGUACUGUCUAGCCUCUGUGGAAUUAAUCAAGAAACCAUCGGAUGGACGUGUGGCGCGAUCAUUUGAAAAACACAAGGACAAACCUCGCCAUAUUUUCAACAGAACCAUGUUUUGGAGCGUCUGUGUACCAUCGUCGUGCACAGUCGACGAAGUUCGCCUAAUUGUCAAACAACUAUUCACCUUAGCAACCAAACAACCAAUCACAGUGACACUGAGAGAGGAUAAGUGUCACGUGGAUAAAAACGAGCCAAUCACAGCGCUGGAAAUUGUCUACGGUUGCAUCGUCGGCAUUUUUAGUGUUUUUAUUAUUUUUGCGACUGUUUUUCAUUAUUGUGUCAAACACAAUGUAGAGUCAGGAAGUGUUGUCAAAGACGCUAUAUUUUGUUUUUCUUUAAUCAAGACAGUUGGGAAAUUUUUGACAACUAAAACGUCAAGUCUUAAUCUAGAGUGCCUGAGUGGUAUAAAAUUCAUCUCAAUGUUGUUUAUAAUCGCCGGACAUUCGUUUCUGUUUCUGGUGGGAGGGCCGGUCCAAAAUACAGAUUUUUACGAAGAGGAAAGUCGGAAUGUGUUGAACGCCAUAUUUGUUAAUAGUCCACUAUUGGUGGACACGUUUUUGCUUGUCAGUGGCUUCUUGAUGUGUUAUCUACUAUUACUAGAGCUUGACAAGAGAAAGGGUAAAAUAAAUGUGUUGGUACUAUACAUAGCACGUUACAUAAGAUUGACGCCAUCUUACUUAGUUGUGAUUGGUUUUUAUUGCACUUUCUUGUCGCGGAUUGGUGAUGGUCCUUUAUGGGACUCUAGAAUUAAAAAUGAGCAAGAGAAGUGUCAAAAAUCAUGGUGGACUAAUCUACUCUAUGUCAACAAUUAUGUCAACACUGAUAAUAUGUGCAUGUUCCAAUCGUGGUAUUUGGCGGCCGAUUAUCACUUGUUUAUCAUAGCCCCGUUUAUAAUUUACCCACUUUGGAAGUUUUCUAAAGUUGGCAAAACUGUACUCGGACUUGGGGUUUUCAUCAGUGUUGCCAUACCAUUUAUAGUGACAAUUGUAAAUAAACUAGAUCCGACUUUAAUGAUUUUUGCACCGGAAGUUUACGAAAUCACCGAUAAUUACUACUUCAAAACCGCUUAUAUUAAGACACAUAUGAGGGCCGGUUCGUAUUUUUUUGGCCUAUUUUUCGGGUACCUUUUGUACAAAUUGCAAAGUCAAGGAACCAAAUUGUCGAAACGGGUAAUUUGGUUCGGUUGGUUCCUUUGCACCACUUGCGGCAUUACAUCUAUGUAUUCCAUUGUGGUGUUUUAUGCCCCCGAGCACCAAUAUAAUGCCGUCGAGGCGGCGAUUUAUGCCUCGCUUCAUCGCGUUGCCUGGUGCAUAUCUAUAGGGUGGAUCAUGAUAGCGUGCAUUACGAAAAAUGCCCCGAUUGUUAAUCAAUUUCUCUCCUGGAAGCCUUUUAUGCCCUUAAGCCGGCUCACGUACUGUGCGUAUCUAUGCAACGGAUUUAUCGAAAUUUACAGUUUAGGGUUGAUAAGGCAGGGAACGUACAUGGGGAAAUUUGAGUUGGGAACUAAGUCGCUGGCACACUGCGUUUUGACGUUUGGAAUGGCUUUUGUUUUGUGUAUUUUCUUUGAGUCGCCCAUUCAUGGCUUGGAGAAAAUUUUAUUGAGGAGAGUGCCUCAAAGGACCUCAAAAGUCAAGGCCGUAAGUAAUGAGACAGUCAGUACGGAAAUUUGAUUGGUGGUUAUUUAUUUGUACACUCUGUAUAUUACUGUUGACUAUUUGUAUGUUUUGUAAAAUAAAUGUGUAAAAACUA